This is a messenger RNA of Carlito syrichta (Philippine tarsier), 744 nucleotides long. RefSeq names its product keratin, type I cytoskeletal 14-like. The record is from RefSeq and is a predicted model, not a curated record. The annotation marks the transcript as partial. Gene Ontology annotation, molecular function: structural molecule activity. Lineage: Eukaryota; Metazoa; Chordata; Mammalia; Primates; Tarsiidae. The transcript is spliced from 5 exons. Gene Ontology annotation, cellular component: keratin filament.
GGUGUGGACCUGAGCCGCGUUCUGAAUGAGAUGCGCGACCAGUAUGAGAAGAUGGCGGAGAAGAACCGCAAAGAUGCCGAGGACUGGUUCUUCUCCAAGACGGAGGAGCUGAACCGCGAGGUGGCCACCAACAGCGAGCUGGUGCAGAGUGGCAAGAGCGAGAUCUCCGAGCUCCGGCGCACAGUGCAGAACCUGGAGAUUGAGUUGCAGUCCCAGCUCAGCAUGAAAGCAUCCCUGGAGAACAGCCUGGAGGAGACCAAAGGCCGCUACUGCAUGCAGCUGGCCCAGAUUCAGGAGAUGAUCAGCAGCGUGGAGGAGCAGUUGGCCCAGCUGCGCUGCGAGAUGGAGCAGCAGAACCAGGAGUACAAGAUCCUUCUGGAUGUGAAGACGCGGCUGGAGCAGGAGAUCGCCACUUACCGCCGCCUUCUGGAGGGCGAGGACGCCCACCUCUCCUCCUCCCAGUUCUCCUCUGGCUCGCAGUCAUCCAGGGAUGUGACCUCCAGCCGCCAGAUCCGCACCAAGGUCAUGGAUGUGCACGAUGGCAAGGUGGUGUCCACCCACGAGCAGGUCCUCCGCACCAAGAACUGAGGUUUCCCGGCACUGCUCAGGCCUAGGAGGCCCCCUGUGUGAACACAGAUCCCGCUCGGGGAGUCCCCUCUCCUGUCCCCCAAGCACCUCACGCCCGGGCCUGACUCACCCUUCACCCCUCCUGGCAAUCAAUACAACUUCAUUGUCUGAGUUGCA